This is a messenger RNA of Paracoccidioides lutzii Pb01, 1896 nucleotides long. RefSeq lists its product as hypothetical. Gene Ontology annotation, molecular function: 7S RNA binding; endoplasmic reticulum signal sequence receptor activity; signal recognition particle binding. The record is from RefSeq and is a predicted model, not a curated record. Gene Ontology annotation, cellular component: signal recognition particle, endoplasmic reticulum targeting. Bases 1 to 1896 code for a protein of 631 amino acids. Gene Ontology annotation, biological process: SRP-dependent cotranslational protein targeting to membrane. The transcript has 3 exons.
AUGGAUAUCACCGCCUUUGUCGUUAACCACAGAGAAGAUGCGCUUCUGGCUGGGGAUUACAACUCUUAUAGAGCCCAGUUGUCCCGCAGAUUGCACACUCUUAGGAAGAAGUUGGGACAGACAACCCCGCGGGGCAAAAAAUACACUCCAAAACCUAGGAUAACUGCAGAAGACAUCUCCAAGGAUGCCAACUAUGCUUUUCUUCUUCUCCUCAGCGCAGAUAGGGCUUGGGCUACCGCAAUGCAUAUGAAGUCGACCCAUUCCGCGGAUCCAUCCACCAAAGGUAUCACCGGCUCUGCAAGGCGACAUAUAAUCACUCGUUUGAAUAAAGCGACUAUCUAUGCAAAGCAACUCGUCUCGGUACUUCAAGAUCCGUCCAUAUAUUCCGCAUCGAAUAUUGACAUCCUCGAGGCACGGGGGUAUCUAGCCUCCCUCCUGGGUGCGCUGUGGAUGGAAAAGAAAAGGUGGGAUCUAUGUCUAGAGCAAUAUUCACUUGCGAAAGUAAUCUACGGCGCACUCAGUACCAAAGCGAAACGAGAAACAUUUCGCGACCUGUUAUCGACUACGAUCGAUCCAGGCCUACGAUAUGCGGCUUAUCAGCUAAAAUUUCCCCGGUCUGCCUCCCUGGAAUCUAUCGCGAUUAAGAGCAUGCCCUCAGACUCCAGAGUUCGGGAUGAGGUGACGUCAAUUGACCCAAAUUGCCUGACAGAACUCGGUGCAGACAGCAAACGGACCACUACUGGUUCUGUUCAAGAUAUACCACAAACCAUCACCUGGAGGUCUCGAACGGUCAACCUGGAAGAUGCAGUCAUAUCGCAAGCGUUGGCCGCUGCGUCCGCCGCAGAAUCUCAACUGUCAUCCUGGUUGUCUAGCCCCGCGGGCCAAUCUGCGUCACUAAGCGUGAAGGCAGCCCAUUACGAUAAUGUGAUAAUUGCCAGUCAAGACGCGGUGGAUGCGACGAAGACCGCUAUCGAUGAACUAUCCGCUGAGGGGAUCGAUCAGGGAGACAAGCGCAUGCAGGCGCUGCAAGUCACUCGGACGGCAGUGAAUUAUGCCCUCGUCGGCUGGCGGGUGGGUCGAAAUCGGAUCCUGUGUGGCAUGGACGAUGGCCUCAACUUUGAAUUGGAGCAAGGUAAAAGCUCAGGGGGGAAUAGGCAUUCGGCAAAGGCGUGUGGGAAAGGUGUUGGGAGGCAACUGGCACGGUUACGCGAACGAACGACCUUGUACGAUGCGAUUUUGCAGAGUAUGGAUUUCAUUCAGGAGUUACCUGGUGUAGCGGGUGAUGCUAGCUUUAUGGAGGAGCUUAGUGAGAAGCGCAGCUAUUUCCAUGCGCUCAGAUGUCUAACAGUGGGCCGAUCCCACGCCCUCCUCUCCAACUCCAAAAACGCCCUGGCCCUCUUUUCCCGCGCUUUAGAUCUCGCAUCCACCUCCCGCCCCACAACCCCAGACUCUUCCUCCCCUCAACAACACCAACAAAAGUUCACUCCUCCCCGCCUCGACAUCUCCCCCCCCCAAGUCAACUCCCUCCUCACCCACCUCCGCUCCCUAGUCUGGCAAUACCGCGGCAUCGUCGAAAUCGAAUUCCUGACUUUAGAACCCAACAAGACCAACGAAGAAACCAACAACUCCUUCAAGCCACCCCUUAUCGAACGACUGGAUGAAUAUCCGUCCGCUGGCACCGUAGAUCUAUCCCAGUUGGUCACUUACCCGCCCAAGAUGCAGCCGAUACCGGUUAAACCGUUAUUUCUGGAUCUUGCGUGGAACUAUAUUGACUACCCACGGGCGACUGGACGGGGUGGCGAUGGGACCGCUGUGGAAGCUGUAGUUGCGGGGCAGGUGCCAGUUCAGGCGGCGAAGGGAGAGGGGAGGAAAGGGUGGUUUGGGUUUGGGUGGUAA